Mauremys reevesii (Reeves's turtle) is the source of this 3423-nucleotide messenger RNA. RefSeq lists its product as uncharacterized. The transcript is spliced from 22 exons. Gene Ontology annotation, molecular function: protein binding; ubiquitin-protein transferase activity; zinc ion binding. Lineage: Eukaryota; Metazoa; Chordata; Testudines; Geoemydidae. Gene Ontology annotation, biological process: protein ubiquitination. The record is from RefSeq and is a predicted model, not a curated record. The coding region runs from base 52 to 3423 and encodes 1123 amino acids.
CAGUUUGGAGAAGUACUGCAGUGAGCUAAGAAGUCCCAGACCUUAGCAGCCAUGUCGGCUCCGAACUGGGGGGAAAAGCUCCAGGAUGAGCUGGUUUGUGCCAUCUGCCUGGAGCCCUUUAAAGACCCAGUGAUUCUAGACUGUGGGCACAAUUACUGCCAAGCCUGUAUCACUGGCAGCUGGGGGGCCUCGGGUACAGGCCUUUGCCCCCAGUGCAGGAAACCUCUCCCCGAGGCGGCGCUGAGGCCUAACAAGCAGGUGGAGGCGGUGGUGGGCAUAGCAAGACGCCUAGAAGGACAAUGCAAGAAACAUCGAGAUGAUUUGAAGCUCUUCUGCAAAGAGGACCGGACCCUCAUCUGCAGGGUUUGCAGAGAGUCUCGAGAACACAGAGCUCACACCGUCAUUCCCAUUGAGGCAGCUGCAGAGGAGUUGAAGGAGCAACUUCUGAGUCAUCGGGCUCGUGUUCAGCGUGUGAGAGACGAGCGAGGGGGACGGGCAGCUGCUGAAGAAGGGAAAUAUCGAAUUCUACUGAAACAGCUAGAGCGCCAGAAGCAGGAGAGUUUGUCUGAAAUCAAGCAAGUGCGCCAGGUUUUGAAGCAGAGAGAGGAGCUCCUGCGUGACCGCCUGGAAGGCACGAUACAGGACCUUGGGAAGACGAGGAAUAAAAGUACCAACAGACGUUCUGAGGGGCUAUUACAUCUCGAUAACCUGAUAGCUGAGAUAAAUCAGAAGUGCCAGCAGCCAGCGAUUGAGCUGUUCAAGGACAUUGACAGCACCUUAAGCAGGUGUGAGCAGGUGAACGGUGAGGAGGAGGCGCCUGUUGAUUCUUUGACUGAAGUGGAGAGCAGGGUGCAGGCUCUCGCGGAAAGCCAGACAGUUCUACGUGAUCUGCUGGAGAAUUUCAGAGUGGAAUUGGCUCCAGAAUUGGGUCCUCUUGAAAACAUCUCGUCUGAGGUUCAGGGACAAGUGAGUGGUGAAGACCCGACGGAGGAUGUGCCUGACAGCCCUAAAGAAGAGGACACUUCUGUUUGCCUGCUGGAUUGGGAGGAUGACAAACUCAACUCAGACAGCUGUCAGAAGCAAGAAGCUGUCCCUACUGAGAGACAGAAUAAUGUAACUGACUUCAUAAAUGUUGAGCCAGAGGGAGACGUAGAUGCUGAAUAUUUAGUGUCUGAGCCUGUUCCAGACAUUUCAUUCAUGAGUGGGGGUGGUACCUUAAAUCUGCUUGACAAGAAACGGGUGGGACAUCGUGGUCCAGGUCACUGGUUUGACUCCAAGCUCAGGAGACGUGGUGCAUGGAAGAUCGUAGCUGCUGUCGUAGCUGCAGUUCUACUUGCAGUUCUCCUUACCGCGGUGAUUGCUUGGUCAGCGUCAAAGGCCAGUGUGACUCCUCCCGACAGCCCUGCCGCCUGCUGCCCUGAAGAGUGGAUCGGGUACCAAGGAAAAUGUUACCUUUUCUCUGAGGAUGAAGCAGACUGGACCUCGAGCCAACAUUUCUGCUCUUCCCACGGUGCCUCCUUGGCUUGGCUUGACACCCGGCAGGAAAAGGAUUUCUUGAUGCGACACAAGGGCUACCUUGAUCCCUGGAUCGGCCUCAGGCGGGAACUGGGCCAGCCCUGGAAGUGGCCCAAUGGCUCAGUAUUCAACCACCCGGUUGAAACAGGAGGAGGAGGAGGAGAAUGCGCCUAUAUGUACCAGAUCACUAUCAGCAGUUCAGAGUGCUACAGACGGAGGAACUGGAUCUGUAGCAAACCUGAUGAGUUUGCAAAGAGAAAGAUUGCCGGACGCCGCCGGAGGAGCCGGUCAGCCGGAAGGGACCCAGAGCAGCUGCCCAGCACACCGCCGGCAGAGUGCCCCGAGGAGCCCGUGGUGCUAGACACCGACCAGACGCCAGAGGAGCCAGUCAGCCGGAAGGGACCCAGAGGCGCUGCCCAGCUCACCGCCGGCAGAGUGCCCCGAGGAGCCCAUGGUGCUAGACGCCGACCAGACGCGGGUGCCAUGGCCGCAAAAGGGGGGAUAGAAGAGCUGCAGGAGGCUGUGAUCUGUUCCGUUUGCCUGGCUUAUUUUAACGAUCCGAUGAUUCUCAAGUGUGGACACAACUUCUGCCGACCCUGCAUCACUCAGUACUGCAAGGAGUCCAAAACCUCACCCCCGUAUCGCUGCCCUCAGUGCAGGGAACCCUUCCGGGAAGGGGAGUUUCAGCCUAACCGGGUGCUCAGGAACGUGGUGGAAAUAGCCAAAAAAAUCCCAGCGCCAAGCGGGGAGCGAGCGUGUGAAAAACAUAAGGCGCUUUUGCAACUCUUCUGUGAAGUGGAUCAAACCCCGAUCUGCCUGGUGUGCAGAGAGUCCCGCAGCCACAGAGACCACCCCGUGCUUCCUAUCGAGGAGGCAGCCCAGGAUUACCAGGAACAAAUUCAGAGACAUUUGGAGAGUCUGAAAAAAGAGAGAGACGAGAUUCUGUCGUAUAAAUCGAGUGGGGAAAAUACAAGCCAGGAACUGCUGAAACAGCUAAAAACUGGGAGGCAAAAGAUUGUGGCUGAAUUUCAGCAACUGCGCCAGUUUUUGGAGGAACAAGAGCGACUCCUGCUGGCCCAGCUGGAAGAGCUGAAUAAGGAAAUUGAAAAGAGGAGGGAUGAAUAUGUUGCCAAACUAUCUGAGGAACUAUCCUCUUUCAGUUCCCUGAUCAGUGAGAUGGAGCAGAAGUGCCAGCUGCCAGCGAGUGAAUUCCUGCAGGACAUCAAAGGCACCUUGAGCAGAUGCGAGAGGGAGAAGUUUCAGAACCCAGUGGCCUUUUCUUCUGAACUGAAAUGGAGACUCUGGGAAUCUUCUCAAAGAAAUGCAUCUCUGGAGACCAGAAUGAAGGAAUUCACAGACUCACUCUCGUCUAGACAGCGAUUUGACAAAGCGAACGUGACUCUGGAUCCAGACACGGCACAUCCCCACCUCAUCGUGUCUGCGGAUCGGAGAAGUGUGAGAUGGGAACGCACACGGCAGCACCUGCCUGAGAACCCUGAGAGAUUUGACACUGAGCCCUGUGUGCUGGGCUGUGAGGGAUUCACCUCGGGCCGACACUACUGGGAGGUGGAGGUGGAGGUGGGGAGGGGAGUCUGUGCUGUGGGGGUGGCCAGAGAGUCUGUGAGCAGGAAGGGACGGAUCAGCUUUACCCCUGAGCAGGGGAUCUGGGCUGUGGAGAGCAGGGAGGAUCAGUACUGGGCUCACAUGUCCCCUGCACAGAGCAUCCCCUUCCCCCCGAGCCGGGGACCCCGCAGGAUCCGGGUGUAUCUGGACUAUGAACGGGGGCAGGUGGCGUUUUUCGAUGCUGGUACCGGGGACCCGAUCGUCACUUUCCCGCCGGCCUCUUUCGCCGGGGAGAGAAUCCGCCCGAUCUUCCUCUGGGCUCUUGGGAGUGUGCGGCUCCUCUAG